Molecule: messenger RNA, 1970 nt
Organism: Suhomyces tanzawaensis NRRL Y-17324
Lineage: Eukaryota; Fungi; Ascomycota; Pichiomycetes; Serinales; Debaryomycetaceae
Product: FAD-binding oxidoreductase
Exons: 1
Coding region: 19-1800 (593 amino acids)
Biological process (GO): lactate catabolic process
Cellular component (GO): mitochondrion
Molecular function (GO): D-lactate dehydrogenase (NAD+) activity; FAD binding; D-lactate dehydrogenase (cytochrome) activity
Source: RefSeq, a predicted model, not a curated record
CUUCACCAUGAACCACCAAUGAUGCUCCGUCGUGCCAAUUGGAACUACAGUAUAGCUACGUGCCGUCGCACUACACUCCUGGCCAGACGUCGUUUUGCCAGCCUGGCUUUGCCCCCCAAAUCCUCCGGUUACGGACGAGUAGUUGGAGCCUUUGCAACAGGUUUGGCAAUCGGCGGCUUGUACACCUUCUUUGGCGGUGAAAAAGCGGCUGUGGCCGAAGCCCCAGCUGUCAUUGACAGAUCCACAAGUCCGUUGGACACCCUUGACACCCCUCGCUACGCUAACGAGGACGAGUUCAACACUGCCCUUGACAAGAUCAAGCGAGUUGUGGGCGCCCAAAACACUAGUCUGGACGCCGACGUGAUCAGUUCCCAUGCUGAUACCUUCUUCUCGACCCACCACCCGCCCAAACCCGAUCAGAAGCCCCAUACCGUGAUCUAUCCCGAGAAUACCGACCAGGUAUCGCAAGUAUUGAAAAUUGCCCAUGAGUACAGAGUCCCAGUGGUUGCCACCUCGGGGUUGACGUCAUUGGAGGGCCAGAUGAUGCACACACGAGGCCCCUACAGUAUUUCGCUCAACUUUGGCCAUAUGGACCAGGUACUCGCAGUUCAUGAAGACGACUUGGAUGCGGUUGUCCAGGCAGGGGUCGGCUGGCAGGACCUUGACGAGCACUUGCUUAGCAGCGACAAGUCCAAGCACCUCAUGUUUGGUCCCGAUCCGGGUAUGGGAGCUACAAUCGCCGGAAUGGUGGCUACUUCUGCCAGUGGGACUAAUGCCUACAAGUACGGCACCAUGAAGGAGAACGUGGUCAAUUUGACGGUGGUAUUGGCGGACGGAACGGUUCUCAAGACCAAGCAACGUCCACGCAAAUCCAGCGCAGGCUAUGAUCUCACUCGUCUAUUCAUUGGCUCCGAGGGAACGCUCGGAGUAAUCACUGAAAUCACCGUCAAACUACACGUUAGACCAGUGAAAGAGUUGGUCAGCAUUGCGUCAUUCCCCACUAUUAAGGACGCCACGUCUGCAGCCCAGGAGAUCCUUUCUCGGAGCGGACUCCAGCCCAAUGCUAUAGAGAUCUUGGACUCCACCAUGAUGUCGUUUGUCAACGAGGCGCAAACCGACGGCGCCAAGCAGUUCCUCGAAAACCCUACCUUGUUCUUCAAGAUCGGGGGCGCCAACCAGAAAGUUAUUGAGGACCAGACAGCUGUGAUUCAGAAGAUAGCUGAGAAAAAUAACCUCAUCAAGUACGAGCAGUCGACUGACGAGUCGGAGAAUGCCGUCUUGUGGCAGGCCAGGAGAAAUGGGCUCUGGUCCACCAUUCAGUUUGGAGCCAAGAUUUUGCCUGAUAAGGACGACGUCCAGCUUUGGACCACGGAUAUAGCCGUACCCAUCUCGAAGUUGUCCCAGGUAAUCUCCGAGACAAACGAUGAUCUCAACAACUCCGGAUACUUCAAGAAAUUUGCUGUAAUGGGGCAUAUUGGAGAUGGUAACUGUCACUUUUUGAUUUUGUACAAUACUCCCGACUACCGCAAGACCCAAGAAAUAGUCGACAGAAUGGUCGAACGAGCUAUUGGCCACGGAGGUACUUGUACUGGAGAGCACGGAGUUGGUGUGGGCAAGCGGAAGUAUCUUGUGAAGGAGUUAGGCACUACUAGUGUGGACUUGAUGAGACAUAUCAAGUUGCUGUUGGAUCCCAGAAGGAUUUUGAAUCCUGAUAAAAUCAUUAAAAUAGAUCCCAAUGACGAUCUUGACCGGUUGUUGGACCAUGGCUUGGUGAAGGAGGCUGGAUGCUGCCACGAGUAGGCAAUCAGCCAUUCAAUGUCUCCUUGAAGCCUCGAGAAAAAACGUGCGGCCUGAGCAGUACAUAGAUGGAUAGAGACUACAUACUGGCUGAUGGAUAUUUCUAACAUUAUAACUUGUAUCAACAUUGUUUUCUUAUGAUCUAUGAUAUUUUUGUCUUGGAGUACCUCCUA